AUGCCUGGACUGGACUGGAAUACCUCGGUCGCCGAUGAGAUUGGGCUAAACAUUGGCUUGAUGCAGUACGCUACUGCAGCCAAUGGCUCGUGGGUCGUCCUUCAACAACCUCUGCUCGAGCCCUCGUUUGCGUUCUUUGGCUGGGUCUUUCUCUUUGAUUGGGUCCUCGGCAACCGCGAAGUCGUUCCACAGCUGUACACGACGGGGACGCAGCCGCUGCAGACAGCCACCCAGAUUCUCUACUACCUUGUGGUCGCCACCUCGAUCGUUCUCGUCACCGUCGGCGGUAUCGUCUUGAUCUACGCCGUCAAGUCGCGGUUUCGGUUCAACGGCGUCAACCUCUUCUUCUUCAACCGGAUCGCUGGGGCUUCAUUUUACUAA
Saprolegnia diclina VS20 is the source of this 381-nucleotide messenger RNA. RefSeq lists its product as hypothetical. The record is from RefSeq and is a predicted model, not a curated record. NCBI's taxonomy places the organism in Eukaryota, Oomycota, Saprolegniomycetes, Saprolegniales, Saprolegniaceae. The coding region runs from base 1 to 381 and encodes 126 amino acids. The transcript has 3 exons.